Messenger RNA from Amblyraja radiata (thorny skate), 1283 nucleotides. RefSeq names its product small nuclear ribonucleoprotein polypeptide C (gene snrpc). Gene Ontology annotation, biological process: spliceosomal snRNP assembly; mRNA splicing, via spliceosome; mRNA 5'-splice site recognition. Lineage: Eukaryota; Metazoa; Chordata; Chondrichthyes; Rajiformes; Rajidae. The transcript has a single exon. The coding region runs from base 110 to 595 and encodes 161 amino acids. Gene Ontology annotation, molecular function: pre-mRNA 5'-splice site binding; zinc ion binding. Gene Ontology annotation, cellular component: nucleus; U1 snRNP. The record is from RefSeq and is a predicted model, not a curated record.
CUCGUGUGCGGGGAUCACGUGAUUGGUGUCUGAGGGACGCCAGCAGCGACAGCAACAAAGAUUAGCAGCGGGACCCGGCGGCAGCGGCGGAGGAGCAGCAGCUGACAAGAUGCCCAAGUAUUACUGCGACUACUGCGACACCUACCUCACCCACGACUCGCCGUCCGUCCGCAAGACGCACUGCGAGGGCCGCAAGCACAAGGAGAACGUCAAGGACUACUACCAGAAAUGGAUGGAAGAGCAGGCCCAGAGCCUGAUCGAUAAGACGACGGCCGCCUUCCGCCAGGGCAAGAUCCCGCCUACCGCGCCAUUCUCGACGCCGACCGGGCCGCCCCCGGGUGGAGCUGCCAUCCCGCCGCCUCCCGGCAACGUGGGGGUGCCGCCGCCUCGCCCCUCCAUCCUACCCGGGCCGCCGAUGGGAGGGCCGCCCAUGAUGCCGAUGAUGGGCCACGCUCCGCCCGGUAUGAUGUUGGUGGGCCCGGGGAUGAGACCGCCCAUGGGUGGCCCGGUGCCCAUGAUGCCGGGCCCGAUGAUGGGGCCUCACCGGCCCAUGAUGGUGCCUUCCAGACCUGGAUUACUACGCGCGGCCAGAUAAAGCGAGGGCGGGCUGCAAGAGGGACAUUACCCGGAGCAACGUUUCCUACCCCCUACCCCCCCCCCCCCCCCGAUACCGCCGCCGUUUCAAGACCAGUUUUUCUACCAGUUGCAGCAGCCCGAUGCCUGUCUCCUUCAUUGUUAAACCACGCUAAUGUGAGCGGAUUUCGCAGCUGCCAAUCUGAAUUGUAAUGGCCAAUUCAGAUUUACUUACCACACCGGACUUGGUUUUGCAAGAAACGGCUUACGUCAUAUUUUUCUGGUUGUACGAUUAUUAUUUUUUUCUUCCCCAAAUAUAUUUGACGGACAAAAGACAGGCUCUAAUUGCCCAUUAUUUUUCGGUCUUACGAUGCCACACUUUUUGGCCGGAAAAUAAAGAUGGAUGGUUGAAAAUCCUUGUUCUUUUGAAGGUCUAACUUUUAUCAACAAAAUGGAAGACCUCUAAAGUCCACAGAAAGUGGUUGACCCAUUUGAUUAAAGGUGUUUGUCCAAAUACUGAUUUAACAUGUAUAUCCAGUUCUUGUGUUCUUCUAUAUUUGUCUUUUAAGCAGAUAAAUCAACUGGUGGAAACCUUUACUUGAAAGUGCACUGUUAUUAAAACACAAUAAUUAGCUAUACUUUGUUUUGCCAUCUUUAACUAGCGGAAAUAUUGAAUUUUUUAGUUUUUAAUAAACAUACUUUGGUUGACC